AUGGCGGAUAUGGAAGCAGUUACUAUGCCCAAGAAGCAUAAAAAGAAAAAAGAGUCCAAGUCGUUACCACAAGAAGAUGUUGCGGAAAUCCAACACGUUGGAGAAUUUCUUAUCAAACCUGAAUCCAAAGUGGCUCAGCUGGACACGUCUCAGUGGCCCCUGUUGCUAAAGAAUUUUGAUAAGCUAAAUAUAAGGACGACACACUAUACGCCUCUUCCCUGUGGCUCAAAUCCUCUGAAGAGGGAGAUUGGCGAUUAUAUCAGGACAGGGUUCAUUAAUCUUGACAAGCCCUCUAACCCCUCUUCCCACGAGGUGGUAGCCUGGAUCCGACGAAUACUCCGGGUGGAGAAGACAGGACACAGUGGUACUCUGGACCCCAAAGUGACCGGCUGUUUAAUCGUGUGCAUAGAACGAGCCACCCGCUUGGUAAAAUCGCAGCAGAGUGCAGGCAAAGAGUAUGUGGGAAUUGUCCGGCUGCACAAUGCUAUUGAAGGGGGGACUCAGCUGGCUAGGGCCCUAGAAACUCUGACCGGCGCCUUAUUCCAGCGCCCCCCACUUAUCGCUGCAGUGAAGAGGCAACUCCGAGUGCGGACCAUCUACGAGAGCAAGAUGGUCGAGUAUGAUCCCGAAAGAAGAUUAGGAAUCUUUUGGGUGAGCUGUGAGGCCGGCACCUACAUUCGGACGCUGUGCGUGCACCUUGGUUUGUUGCUGGGAGUUGGCGGUCAGAUGCAGGAACUUCGGCGGAUUCGUUCCGGAGUCAUGAGCGAGAAGGACCACAUGGUGACAAUGCACGACGUGCUGGACGCCCAGUGGCUGUAUGAUAACCACAAGGACGAGAGUUACCUGCGGCGAGUGGUCUACCCUCUGGAAAAGCUGCUGACGUCUCAUAAACGGCUGGUUAUGAAAGACAGCGCAGUGAACGCCAUCUGCUAUGGGGCGAAGAUCAUGCUUCCGGGUGUGCUGCGAUAUGAGGACGGCAUUGAGGUCAACCAGGAGAUCGUGGUCAUCACCACCAAAGGGGAAGCCAUCUGCAUAGCUAUUGCGUUAAUGACCACAGCAGUGAUCUCUACCUGCGACCAUGGGAUUGUAGCCAAGAUCAAGAGAGUGAUCAUGGAAAGAGACACUUACCCUCGCAAGUGGGGUUUGGGUCCAAAGGCCAGUCAGAAGAAGCAGAUGAUCAAGCAGGGCCUUCUGGACAAGCACGGCAAGGCCACAGCCAGUACGCCCGCCGCCUGGACACAGGAGUACGUUGACUACAGCGAUGCUGUGAAGACAGAGGCGGUUGCUACACCGAUAAAGGCUCCGAUUAAGCGGAGUCGAGAGAGUGAGAGCGACGAGACCUCGCCAGAGCCAGAGUCCCCGGAGCCAGUCAAGGAGGAGAAGGAAAAGGAGAAGAAAAAGAAGAAGAAGAAGGAGAAGAAGGCCAAGGCCGCCGCGGAGGAUGCGGGCGAGCAGGCAGAUGGGGACAGUGAUGCCACCAAAAAGAAGAAGAAGAAAAAGAAAAUCAAAGUGGAAGUGGUUUCUGACUAG
This is a messenger RNA of Pipistrellus nathusii (Nathusius's pipistrelle), 1530 nucleotides long. Lineage: Eukaryota; Metazoa; Chordata; Mammalia; Chiroptera; Vespertilionidae. The record is from the annotation of a GenBank genome assembly.